Messenger RNA from Daktulosphaira vitifoliae (grape phylloxera), 1060 nucleotides. RefSeq lists its product as uncharacterized. Lineage: Eukaryota; Metazoa; Arthropoda; Insecta; Hemiptera; Phylloxeridae. The transcript is spliced from 7 exons. The record is from RefSeq and is a predicted model, not a curated record. The coding region runs from base 371 to 730 and encodes 119 amino acids.
AUACUUAUACCUAGGACCCAGGAAUAGGUGGCGUUCUCUAGGGAUGCUGGUUUGUAUUCUUCUUAUGGUAACCGGACAGUAACCGCUGCUUGCAUUUGAUUAGAAAUUUUUAGAAAGGAAUUCCUAACUUCAGUUGUUUCAAAUAAACGAGCCAGUUUUUAACUGUCAUUAAUUUCAAAUAUAUCUGAGGUUACGUAUUAAAUUCAUUUUCAUAUUAAUUAUGAUUUUAAAGUUAUUAAUUGAAAUUUAAGUUAUCUUCAGCUACAUUUUACUUUAUUAUUGGUGGUGUUCACCUGCUCAAUUUUCAAUCUCAAUAAAACCGAGAUUUUGUUAUUGUUUUUAUUUUUACGAUUUAAAGACUUCAAUUUUUAUGGCUGACGAGUUUGAUUUAUCUUUAUUCAAUCAAUUUGAAGAGGAGCUUGGUUCUUCAUUAAGACAUUGCCGUAAUGCAACACGCAAGCUUAAACAGCUAACAAAAAACAUUGUUGAAUUAAAGUUAAAUAAUCAACUUGAAGUAUCUUAUAAAGAGAAUGAUAUUGAUUUGAGUGUAAAAAAUAUUUUAGAUGACAUUCAAAAUAUACGCGUUAAAGUAGAUACAGUUGAAACGAUAGUCGAUACUUCUAAAAAUACUAUAUUCAAUCUUACAGAAACCGUACAAGAAUUUGAAAAUAUAGUUCAUAUUUUAUUGGAAAAUGAAAGAACAAUAUUUUCUCAUCGUAAUUUAUUAUAAUUUUUGUGAAAAGUAACCUCACAAGACAAAUCAACAAAAUUAUUAAAGAAAAAAAGAAUAAUAAUAUUGACAUUAGUGUAUACAUUAUAUGUAUUUAUUGAUUAUUAUUAAAAACCCUUUGUCAUUAUGUCAUUUAAACAAGAUUAUAAUAGUUCUAACAAGGAUCUUAGAAAUCUUAGGGAUUGGUUGGACAAAUAUAUUAAUGAGUCAUGGUUUAAAGAUCCAUAUGCAGAGUUUGACUCAGAAGAUGUUAAUUGAUAAGUUGUUUCAGAUAUUUUGUUGCAAAGUGAUAUAUUGAAUUUACCAAAACAAACUACAUCAACCGCUGAA